GACCUCUUUUCGAGAGGCACUCAUACUCUGGGAGCUGCCAACAGCAGAGGAGCGCGGAUUGAGCACACGAGCGCCCUUUAACGGCUCCCUGAAAUGUUCCGCCUCAAGACGUUGCUCGCCCUCUCCAGUUCGAAAAAGAUUUCUCGUUUGGACUGGCCACCCCAUGUCAUAUGAUUUACUUCGUCCACUCCUCCGCCUCCUCCCUUCAAACUCGCCCUCGAUUCCCUUUUCGGGUAGAGUACUGCUGGGCAGGACCUCACGCCGGCACCAGUGACAUCGCAGUCGCUCGGCAGCGAAGGCACGAUUCGCUCCCCUAGCGGUGGUGUAAGGAGAGCCCUGCCCCACACGUAUUCCUUCUCUACUGUUCCUAGUUUCUGCCGGGCCGAAUCUUGCCAUGCUGUUCCGUUUCGGAGUGAUCGUGCCCGCCCGGCUAGCCGAAGGCGGCACAGCGCUGUGCGUGUCGGGCUCUCGGCCUGAGCUAGGUCAGUGGAACCCCAAGCAGGCGCUGGCUAUGAAACCGGCACGACCAUUGGCUCCUUUGCCCGCUCAAGAACCGGUCCUGUGGCUGGCGGAGGUGGCGCUGCCCGAAGACGAGGCUGCGGACACAUUCUGGUACAAGUUCCUCAGACGGCACGAAGCAGGAGACGCGGUCUGGGAAGGCAAUGGGCCCCACCAUGAUCGAUGUAGUGUCUAUAAUCCAAGUAAUCUGGUUGAUGGAGUUUACUGUCUCCCAAUAGGCCAUUGGAUUGAAGUUUCUGGGCAUACCGAUGAGAUGAAACAUACAACUGACUUUUAUUUUAAUAUUGCUGGACAUCAAGCUAUUCACUACUCCAGAAUUUUGCCAAAUCUAUGGCUAGGAAGCUGCCCUCGUCAAGUGGAGCAUGUGACUGUGAAGCUAAAACAUGAGUUGGGAAUUACAGCUGUAAUGAACUUCCAGACGGAAUGGGAUGUUGUUCAGAAUUCCUGGGGAUGUAACCGCUACCCAGAACCGAUGAGUCCAGAAGUUCUCAUGAAGCUGUAUAAAGAAGAAGGCCUUGCUUAUGUUUGGAUGCCCACACCGGAUAUGAGUACUGAAGGCAGAGUACAGAUGUUGCCUCAGGCUGUCUAUCUUCUACAUGGCCUUCUGGAGAACGGGCACACAGUCUAUGUUCAUUGCAAUGCAGGUGUUGGCAGGUCCACAGCUACAAUCUGCGGCUGGUUAAAAUAUGUGCUGGGAUGGAACUUGAGAAAAGUGCAGUAUUUUGUGGCCUCCAGGAGAGCAGCUGUCUACAUCGAUGAAGAAGCUCUGGUGCGUGCUGAGGAGGAUUUCUUUCAGAAAUUUGGACCUCUUCAUUCCUCUUGCAAGCCUUAGCAGGAGAAAGAGGAAACUGCUGGAAGUACUGCCAAAUGCCAAUAUAUGAGAAAUUGUGAACCUGGCUCUAAAAACAGUAUUGCUGCCUGAGGAAAUGGUGGGAUGCUGAUGAUAACAACAACGAUGUCUUCUGUCUUUUACAUGUUGAUUUUCCCCCCUAAAACACUUAAACACAAUGGCUUCGAUUCCGCUAAAUGUGUGUGCAGCAGUCAGGGCUAUGAUUGUGUAGCUGUGUUGGAAAUGGUGUCAUCACAUUGAUUAGCUGUUUUACCCAUUGAUUAGCUGUUUGGGAAGCAGGCAGAAUUUAAUCCAUCUUUCCCCCUCUCCUUCACAAACACCCAUUAUAGAUUUUCUAAUACGACUACACAUAUAUAGCCCUAGCAGCUGGGAAGAGGAAUGGCAAAGGAAGGAAUGCCGAGUUUAGUAUCUGUUUGUGCACUUAGUUCAUCAUCCAGCCAAAGGUAUGCAUAUUCCCCUCCUAGUUGGAUCAAAAUUAAAUUCUUAUGAACUUCCUGCAUAUAAGAUUCUCAUAUAAUAACAGGGAUGGAUGAUGUGAAGUGUUAAGGAAAAAUGCUUGGACAGGAAGAAGUCAGAAAAGACGCUGUUACAAAUCAAUAAGUUCUUUUUUCCAAACCUGGGCAGUCUGGAUUAUUUGGUUAUUUCGAAAGGAGCCUUUAUCAGAAUAUUUGACAAAUAGAAGUUAUAAUUCACUAAUAGACAAAAACCCUUGUGGUUUAAGAAUGUACCUAUAGUCAACAGAUAUUUCUAUCAGACUUUAAAAAGCAGGGAAAUUGGACAGCUAUACUGAAUGUACCAGGGUAGCAGGAGACCUGACCUCUUCUCUGAGAUAUUGGACUGCCCUACAAAUUUGUCAAAAUGCAAACACAAUUUGGGUUGGUCUUUCACAGUCCAAUCCACUUGCUGUGUAGCUUGGAAGAAUUUGGUAACAUGUGCCUCUGAUCAUAUUGUGAGUGGUGGCGGAAUGGAGAAUUACAUUUUUGUAUGUUUGUUGGUGUUCUUACUUUCCUUCUUUUCUGUGUUGCUACUGUUUCUAUAGAGAAUCUCACCUAGAAAAUUAUAUUUCUCUCAUUAUUCAUUGUAGAAAUCUGUGUCAAAUUUAUAUUUAUUAAUUUCAAAGCCUUUUUAUUGGUCGAUGUCAUAUGAUAGUGAAGAUAGCCUUUUUUAUUUCAAACUGGAGGUUAUGUUGUAUUUCUAUUUGGGGUGCAUUAACAGUUGCAGCUGAAACUGCAGUUUGAUGUAAAAUCAGAUGGAUUACAAUUUGUUGCUACUUAAGCAAUGACUCUUGCUGUUGGAAAAACAAACUUGGCCUGCCCAAGAUUUAUUAUUUAUUUAUUAUUUAUUAUUUAUUAAAUUUAUUAGUCGCCCAUCUGGCUGGUUGUCCAGCCACUCUGGGCGACGUACAAGAUAAAAAAAACCCAAUACAUUAAAAUGUUAAAAUUUAAAACCAUAACAGUAAAAACCUAACCCACCCCAAAAGCCUGCCUGAAGAGCCAGGUCUUCAAGGCCUGGCGGAAGCUCAUCAUAGAAGGGGCAUGGCGAAGAUCAUUUGGGAGAGAGUUCCACAGGGUGGGGGCCACUAUUGAAAAAGCCCUCUCUCUAGUCCUCACCAGUCUAGCUGUUUUAACUGGUGGGAUCGAGAGAAGGUCUUCUGAGGCUGAUCUUGUUGAGCGGCAUCCCUGACGAUGCUGGAGGCGCUCCUUCAGAUAGACUGGGCUAAAACCAUGUAGGGUUUUAAAGGUCAAAACCAACACCUUGAAUUGGGCCCGGUAAACAACCGGUAGCCAGUGCAACUCCUUCAGCACUGGAGUGAUGUGAUCUUGCCGGCGGCUGCCUUUAAUCAGACGAGCCGCCGCAUUCUGUACCAGUUGCAGUUUCCGGACCGUUUUCAAGGGUAACCCCACGUAGAGCGCAUUACAGUAGUCUAGGUGAGAGGUGACCAGGGCAUGUACCACCGGUGGGAGCAGAUGGUUGGGAAGGUAGGGGCGCAGCCUCCAUAUCAGAUGGAGUUGAUACAGCACCACCCGGCUCACAGCCGAGACUUGAGCCUCCAUGGGCAGCUAGGAGUCAAGAAUGACCCCCAGGCUGCAGACCUGGUCUUUCAGGGGCAAUCGUACCCCAUUGAGCACCAGGUCCACAUCCCCCAGCCUUCCCUUGUCUCCCACAAACAGUACCUCGGUUUUGUCAGGGUUCAGCUUCAGCUUAUUCCUUCCCAUCCAGCCACUCACCGACUCCAGGCACUUGGACAGGGUUUCUACAGCCAACCUCGGUGCAGAUUUAAAUGAGAGAUAGAGCUGCGUGUCAUCCGCAUACUGAUGACAUUGCAGCCCAAAUCUCCUGAUGAUUGCCCCCAGCGGUUUUAUAUAGAUGUUGAACAGCAUCGGGGAGAGGAUGGAACCCUGUGGCACCCCACAAGUGAGAGGCCAAGGAUCCGAGACCUCAUCCUCCAAUGCCACUCUUUGGUACCUACCAGAGAGGAAGGAAUGGAACCACUGCAAUACAGUGCCCCCCAUGCCUAACCUCUUCAGGCGGUCCAAGAGGAUAACGUGGUCAACAGUAUCGAAAGCUGCUGAGAGAUCAAGGAAGGUGCAUUCGCCCCUAUCCCACGCCCUCCUCAUAUCAUCUACCAAGGCGACCAAGGCUGUUUCAGUCCCAUGUCCAGGCCUGAAGCCCGAUUGAAAUGGAUCUAGAUAAUCCGCUUCCUCCAAGUGCGCUUGCAACUGCUUUGCCACCACCCACUCAACCGCCUUGCCUAAGAAUGGCAAAUUUGAGACUGGGCGAACGUUGUUCAGAUCUUGGGGAUCCAAGGAGGGCUUCUUUAAGAUUGGUUUUAUUACUGCCUCCUUGAGCGCUGAUGGCAUUACUCCCUCUUUGAGAGAUGUAUUUACCACCAUCUUGAUCCCCUCACCCAGUCUAUCUUUGCAGCUCAUAAUGAGCCACGAUGGGCAAGGAUCGAGUAAGCAAGUGGUUGGCUUUAAGGUUGAAAGCACCUUGUCCACUUCAUCAGAUGGAAGAAGCUGGAACCGAUCCCACACCACCAGAGCACCACUGGUCACCUCUGGCUCGCUCACUGUGUCCACAGCGCAUGGAAUAGCACUCUUAAUACGAUCGAUUUUCUCCGCAAAGUGUUUAGCAAACUUGCCACAGGAGGCCUUAGCAUGUUCCAUUGGUUCCGGAGCAACUGGACCGACCAGGCUCCAGACCACUUGGAACAGUCUUCUGGGACAGCACUCUGCAGAUGCAAUAGAGGCAGCAUAAAAAUCUUUUUUUGCUGCCCUUAUUGCCACAUGAUAGGCUGCCGCAGCCGCUCUAACAUGUGUCCGAUCGUCGUCAGAGCAAGAUUUCCGCCACCGGCGCUCUAGCCGUCUCACCUCCCGCCUCAGAAUUCGCAACCGUGGGGUGAACCACGGUGCCGUCUGAGCUCUAUUCAGGGGGAGAGGGCGUUUUGGAGCCACCCAGUCUAAUGCCCCGGCGAUUGCGGCAUUCCACCCCUCCACCAGGGUCUCAGCCGAGUGGCUGUGUGCAUGCUCCAGAGAGUCCCCAAGAGCAUUCAGGAAUCCAUCAGGAUCCAUCAGACGCCUGGGGCAGACCAUCUUAAUAGGUCCUCCACCCCCACGGAGGGUUUGUGGCACCGAAAAGUCCAUCCUCACCAAGUAGUGGUCUGACCAUGACAAGGGGGUGAUGGAUGUACCCCCAAUUUUCAGAUCACUCCCCUCCUCUCCGGAGACAAACACAAGGUCAAGUGCAUGACCGGCUACAUGGGUGGGCCCCAUUGUAAUAAGGUGCAGCUCCCAGGAAGCCAAGGUUUCCAUGAAGUCCCGAGGCGCCCCAGUAAGGAUGGCCUCUGAAUGUACAUUGAAGUCCCCCAAUACCAGCAGGUUUGGGGACUGUACACGCACAGCCGAGACCACCUCCAGCACCUCGGCCAGGGAGUCCGUCGUGCAGCGGGGUGGACGGUACACGAGCAGAAUCCCUAGACUGCCCUUUGGGCCCAACUUCCAGUACAUGCAGUCUGCCACCUUGGUCUCACAGAGAGGAGGUCUGGUGAGAACCAGGGACCUUCGGUAAAUAACUGCCACUCCCCCUCCCCGACUACCGACCCUCGGCUGCUGUGUAUACGAGAACCCAGCUGAACACAUGACCGCAAGGAUAGGAGCAGCAGCCUCAUCCAGCCAGGUUUCCAUAAUACAUGCCAGGUCCGUGCCCUCAUCCAAUAUCAUAUCAUGGAUGAGGGAUGUUUUUUGGGCAACAGACCUGGCAUUGCACAGCAGCAGUCGAAGGCCAGAGUAUGGAGUCAAGCAUCCCCCAGCUGUCUGCUGGCUCUGGACAGGCCCGGAACAGGGGACAGAUAUUAUGCAUCUCUCCCUAGUUCCUCUUACCUGACAUGACCUGCCCCUAGCUUUCCACCAGCAUCUGCCGCCCAGCCUCGGUAUACAUUGGCCUCCCACCCUUCCCCCAUCACUCCCCUGUGAUUUACACAUGCCCCGAUGUAGGCUUCCACCACUCAGGCAGGCACCCAACCUUAAGACAGCCCCCCCAAAAGAAAAAAAGAAGAAGAAGAAUGACCCACAACCAAGAUGCAUGUUUUCAGCCUGCUAUGCUUAAACUACUCCACUUAAAGAAAGGUGGACAUGGUCAAUUAAAAACAUAGAGCACACCUAGAAUUUUGCUAAAAUAUAUUUCACUUCCUACUCUUUUAUCUUGUGCAAACUGAGACACUUGGAAACUAUUCUGCAGAACAGUCAGUGCCAUUAUUCCACAAUUGUUUUUGGAACUUUCUUUUAGUGUUGCAAAGUGUUGCUCUAGUUCACAUAUUCACAGCAACAGAAGCAAAAGAGAAUUAUUUAUUAUAGAAAACUUCACUAAAAUUGCAAAGUAAAUCAAACAUAUUUAAAGUGACUAUCUGAACGAUAUCAACUGUUUUAAUAUGGUUGCUUUCUCCCUACUAAAACAAGAUCAGCACAGGAGGGGGAGGAGUAGGGUAGGUUUGAUCAUUUGCAUGUUUAUUGAGUUCAGUGUGAUUUACUACCGUGCAAUCAUGAUUAAGAUAGGUAAAACUGACCUUGGGGAGGGAAGCCUGGAGUGGG
Messenger RNA from Rhineura floridana, 6456 nucleotides. It is a transcript of the gene EPM2A, whose product is annotated as EPM2A glucan phosphatase, laforin. The record is from RefSeq and is a predicted model, not a curated record. Bases 395 to 1351 code for a protein of 318 amino acids. Gene Ontology annotation, molecular function: protein tyrosine phosphatase activity; carbohydrate phosphatase activity; starch binding. Gene Ontology annotation, cellular component: nucleus; cytoplasm. Gene Ontology annotation, biological process: protein dephosphorylation. The transcript is spliced from 4 exons. Lineage: Eukaryota; Metazoa; Chordata; Lepidosauria; Squamata; Rhineuridae.